AGAGUUCACACACACACACACACACACACACACACAAUCGUCCUCACUCAUCGAUCAGCUUCAGUAUGUCUGAUCUUUAAUCCGUUUACGUCAGCUUUUAUCGAUGCUUAAGCUUGUAGUGGAGUCAGUGAGUACGUCUGUGACUGUCGGUCUGGUUCGACCUGCUUUGUUCGGUUUCGGCUGCUAGUUCCGGAACUUUUCGGACUCAGUGUGAAGCUUCAGUUUCGGGUUAACUGUUAGCAUCUUUCUGCUCUGGUCCCGUCAUCUGUUAGCUUCAUUGCACGGACCCCUUUCAGCUCGGAGUCUCUUCCUCACGCCGAAACCCCGCGCUGCUUUCCGGACUGAGCAGUUAGCUUAGCCCCCAGGCCGCUCAGUCAGUUCUGACAGCACACAGCUUAGCUAGCUAACUGCUAGCCUGAGUUAGCAGCUAGCAGUUAGCCCGAGCUGCCUGUCAUGCCGGCGAUGCUGGAGAGAAACUCAGAGGCUCCGGUGAAGCGGAGAGGCAGGGCCCCGACGGGCAGCGGCAGCAGCGGCCCCGGGACAGCAGCUAACCCCGGAGGGAAGAGUCUGUCCGGUAAUGGAAGCAGCUGCUGGGAAGAAGGAAGUUCAGGCUCCAGCAGCGACGAGGAGCAUGGUGGAGGAGGGAUGCGGGUCGGACCGCAAUACCAGGCCGUGGUUCCGGACUUUGACCCGGACGUGGCUCAGGCUGCUCAGCUCAGGGAAAACCUCGGCAUGUUGGUUUGGAUUCCCAGCAGCUGUUUGAACCAGACUCAGUUGGACGAGUACAUCACCAUCGCCAAAGACAAACAUGGCUACAACAUGGAGCAGGCUCUGGGGAUGCUCUUCUGGCACAAACACAACAUUGAGAAAUCCCUCGCUGACCUGCCGAACUUCACUCCAUUUCCUGACGAGUGGACGGUGGAGGACAGAGUCCUGUUUGAACAGGCCUUCAGUUUCCAUGGGAAGAGCUUCCACCGCAUCCAGCAGAUGUUGCCAGAUAAAUCCAUGGCCAGUCUGGUUCGUUUUUAUUACUCCUGGAAGAAGAGUCGCAGUAAAACCAGCCUGAUGGACAGACAGACACGAAAACACAAGAGAGAGAGAGGUGACAGUGACGAUGAAGUUGAGGAUGGAAACGUAAAUCCUCCGAGUGACUCAGAGUUCGACCCAAAUAAAGACGACAAGAAAGAGGUGCGUUCCGGACCAGAGAGGUCAGAGGUCAAACCAGCUGCUGGAUUGAAGACAGGCAGUAAGGCGUCUCAGCGUUUGAAGAAGCGUCCCCCCAGAGGAAUGUUUCUGAAUCAGGAGGAUGUGAUCUCGCUCUCGACUUCGUCCCCUCAGGGAUUCAUCAGACAGCUGGACUGUCAGCUAGUCUCCAUCAAGAGACAGAUUCAGACCAUCAAACAGUCAAACAGCUGUCUGAAGGAGAAAAUCAGUUCAGGAGUCGAUGAGUUCAGACAACCCGAGGUUAUUAAGAAGUUCAACACUCGUUGGACCACAGAGGAACAGCUGCUCGCUGUACAAGCUAUCAGGAAGUAUGGACGAGACUUCCAGGCGAUCUCAGAUGUGAUUGGUAACAAGUCGGUGAUUCAGGUGAAGAACUUCCUGGUGAACUACAGACGGAGAUUUCACUUGGAUGAGGUCCUUCAAGAGUGGGAGGCUGAACACGGGAUGGAGGGGGGAGAAGGGGGAGGAGUAGAGGAAGACAAGAUGGAGGACAAGAUGGAGGUGUGUCCUGCUGAGGAGGAGGAGGCCACUGCUAAGGAAACGAAGGAGGACUCGUCCUCUCCGGUGGACUCCCAGAAGCCUCUGGCCUCCUGAGACCAGGUGACCUCUGGUGGUUUUAGCACAUCAUCAUGCGUUUGGUGUGACUCUCUCAGUUUAUAAGACUUUUAUUGAUGGGGUAUGUGUUUCAGUUAUGUCUUAUUUGUCAUCACUGCUCUCUCUGGACCAAUCAGAAUCAGACCUGACCUUCCAGUUGCAGUGGAUGGGACCUGUUUUUUUGUCUUUCUAUGUUUUACAUUUUUAUCGAAGCAGCAGUUGGUGAUGUCACUCAGAUGAAUCCUGUCCUGAUGAUGUCAUGCUGUUUUGGGGAGUUUAGGAUGUUUUAGAAGGUUGACAAUAAAACCAAAGUUCAUCAGUAAA
Messenger RNA from Scatophagus argus, 2142 nucleotides. It is a transcript of the gene rcor1, whose product is annotated as REST corepressor 1. Gene Ontology annotation, cellular component: transcription regulator complex; histone deacetylase complex. The coding region runs from base 454 to 1818 and encodes 454 amino acids. Gene Ontology annotation, molecular function: transcription corepressor activity. The record is from RefSeq and is a predicted model, not a curated record. NCBI's taxonomy places the organism in Eukaryota, Metazoa, Chordata, Actinopteri, Scatophagidae. The transcript has 13 exons. Gene Ontology annotation, biological process: regulation of transcription by RNA polymerase II; negative regulation of DNA-templated transcription.